This is a messenger RNA of Colletotrichum orchidophilum, 1611 nucleotides long. RefSeq lists its product as uncharacterized. The transcript has 4 exons. The record is from RefSeq and is a predicted model, not a curated record. Bases 1 to 1611 code for a protein of 536 amino acids. Gene Ontology annotation, cellular component: membrane. Gene Ontology annotation, molecular function: carbohydrate:proton symporter activity. Gene Ontology annotation, biological process: transmembrane transport; carbohydrate transport. NCBI's taxonomy places the organism in Eukaryota, Fungi, Ascomycota, Sordariomycetes, Glomerellales, Glomerellaceae.
AUGGGUCUUCUCACCAUUGUCGAAGAGAGGCCGACGCCGCCCUCGGUCUACAACUGGCGCAUCUACGUGCUCGCCGGCAUCGCGUCGUGUGGGUCCUGCAUGAUUGGCUACACGAGCGCCUUCAUUGGUACGACAAUCGGUCUCGACUCUUUCAAGGCUGAGUUCGGCCUCACCAAGAAGUCAGCGGCCGAUAGGAACUUGAUCAGCGAGAACAUUGUCUCUCUUUUCGUCGCCGGUGCCUUCUUCGGUGCCCUCCUCACCUACUGCCUCAGCCAUUUCAUCGGCCGCAAGCGUUGCUUGGCCAUCGGAGCGACCGUCUUUUCCCUGGGAGCUGCCUUGACUUGUGGCGCCGACGGCAACCUUGGCCUGGGAAUUCUCUACGCUGGACGUGUCUUUUCGGGUCUGGGCACUGGAAUUGCAUCUAAUAUCAUCCCCGUUUACAUCUCGGAACUCUCACCGCCAGCUAUUCGUGGCCGCCUGGUCGGUCUCUACGAACUUGGCUGGCAGAUUGGUGGUUUGGUUGGCUUCUGGAUCAACUACGGCGUUGAGUCAAGCAUCCCGUCAGGCCGCAAGCAAUGGUUGAUCCCAUUCGCAGUCCAGUUGAUCCCGUCCGGUCUCCUUCUGAUCGGUUCCUUGUGGAUCCGUGAGUCGCCGCGAUGGCUCUUUCUUCACGAUAAACGCAAGGAGGCCAUGGACAACUUGUGCUGGAUCAGACAACUGGAGCCCAACGACAUGUACAUCACGGAAGAAAUUGCCGGCAUCGACAAGAUCUACGAGUCCACCAAGGCCACCGUCGGAUUCGGGUUCUGGCAGCCUUUCAAGGCACUUGGUGCCCGGCCCUACCUGCAAUGGCGUCUGUUCUUGGGCUGCAUGCUCUUCUUCUGGCAGAACGGCUCUGGUAUCAACGCCAUCAACUACUAUUCCCCGACCAUUUUCAGAAGCAUCGGCGUCGAGAACAACACUGUUAACCUAAUGACUGGUAUCUUUGGCGUUGUCAAGGCCGUCAUGACCUUUGUCUGGCUGCUCUUCCUCGUCGAUCAGCUCGGAAGAAGAAAGCUUCUCCUCCUCGGUGCCGUCACUGGUUCCCUCUGCAUGUGGGUUAUCGGAGGCUACAUCUGCAUCGUUGAGCCGACCAAGCACCCUCAAGACCACUUGACCGGCAGUGGCAUCGCGGCUAUUUUCUUCUUCUACCUCUGGACCGCCGUCUACACUCCCACCUGGAACGGUACCCCUUGGGUUAUCAACUCGGAAUUCUUCGACCCCAACUUCCGUUCCUUGGCAAGUGGUGCAACUACUGCUAGCAACUGGCUAUUCAACUUCCUCGUCUCUCGUUUCACGGAGCAGAUGUUUGAAGCCAUGGGCUAUGGAGUGUACUUCUUCUUCGCUUCCCUGUCAUUCCUCGCCUUCUUCUUCGCCUUCUUCCUCAUCCCCGAGACGAGUGGUGUUCCUCUGGAGAAGAUCGAUAGGCUGUUCGAGAUCAAGCCCGUCUGGAGAGCCAACGCGACGUUGAUGGCCCAGCUGAGGGAAGAGGAGACACAGUUCCGCACGGACAUCAAGGACGAGGUUGUUCACAAGGAGCAGGGCACGUCGUCGGAGUCGGACUCCCCAUAG